Molecule: messenger RNA, 1087 nt
Organism: Coccomyxa subellipsoidea C-169
Lineage: Eukaryota; Viridiplantae; Chlorophyta; Trebouxiophyceae; Coccomyxaceae
Exons: 7
Coding region: 1-669 (222 amino acids)
Cellular component (GO): membrane
Source: RefSeq, a predicted model, not a curated record
AUGGGAGCGGUGCUGAGUGUGGUGGUUGCAGUAGCUGUGCCUCUUGGCGCAGGCUUUGGUAUCGGCCUUGCGAUCAAAGACGAUGUGAAGGGAUGGUACAAGACUCUGAAGAAGCCUGACUGGAACCCCCCCGACUGGCUGUUUGGCCCCGUCUGGAGCGCCCUCUACACAGCCAUGGGCAUUGCCUCGUGGGACGUCUGGCGCAAAGGUGGCGGAUUCGUUCCCCUGAGCCUGUACGCAGUGCAGCUGGCGAUGAACCUGGCCUGGUCCCCCCUCUUCUUCAAGAAGCACGAGAUCGGCUUUGCUCUCGCUGACAUCACAGCGUUGUUGGGCGUGCUGUCAGCGACCAUCGUCAGCUUCCACCAGGUCUCGCCUACAGCGGCGUACCUUCUCGUGCCCUACUUUGGCUGGUCCCUCUUUGCCACCGGCCUCACCCUCAGCAUCUACAAGAAGAACCCCAAGCACCGUGGCACUCUCAACCACGAGGAGGGGCCACUGAAGGAGGGCAUUGACAAAACAGUGGAGGCAGCCAUUGUCACUGCUGACAAGACCAUCGAGCUCAGCUCUGCCGCCGCCGACAAGACGAAGGAGGCUGCUUCCAAGGCCAAGGAUGCUGUGCCAAAGCUGGACCUUGGAGGAACUUCAGACCCUGCUGCCAAGGAAGCAUGAGCGCUGACUGCAAUUUCUCGUUAGGUGCUGGGUAUAAUAUCACCUCUGUACAAAGCCUGACAGUGCAUGUGACGUGGAGUCCUGAGAAGCUACUGCAAUGCCCAUUACUGGUUUCACUGUGGUUCUGGCUUUGUGGCCGACAGGACGACAAACUCUGACUGCACCUUUUUGCAAAGUCUACCUUCAGGUUCAUGUCCCUUUGCAUGCAUGCUUACUAAAGCACGGUGUGGUAAUUACUGAUAAGGUCUAGGUUCAAUGAGUUGUUUUCUGCUGAUCUCUCAAAGUGUGGGACGGUUUUGGACAUCUGGUUUGCUUGUAAAAUUGUUUGCACUGCAGACCAUCAGGCGAUUUCAUGCGUGCUCCGACAAACUUUCAAAUUUUUGGUGCAAGACUGUGUAAAGCUCUGGCAGCAUUUCCG